UACGUUUGUUGAUGUUUGCUUGCGUGUAUAUUCUUCCUUUACGUAUUCCACUCGCCGUGCCGCGACUGGCGUAAGACCCGCCCACUCAUCGGUGAAGUCCUGCUGUCAUUUUGACCUGUCAAUUCUUUUUGGACAUUUAUCAAUUGGCCCGAAGGGCAGAACUUGUAAACUAGGUGCCGGUAGGAUUUAGUAACAAUUUUUAAUAAGUUGUCGGGAAAGUUUUGCGUGCCGUGGUUUGGUUGAGGUGAUUGGAUUUUUUUUUCGAUGUAGUGUGUGACUUAUUUCUGAUAUAAUGAAAAUGAUUUUUUGCGGGGUCUGUGUGAUUUUGUUGAUUGCCGGGCAAUGUUCUGGAUCUUACUCUCAAGGAAAAUACGUCAAUCAUUAUGGCAGCCAAUCCGAAGAAUAUCACACGAACCGUGGCGUUGUAGCUCACGUCCAGGCUUUGCUCAAAGGAACAGCACUGUUGCCAUGCGAUUUGACCGCCAUCGCGCCCAACGAUUCCGUCGUUCUUGUGGUUUGGUACAAAGACGAGCAUACCCCAAUUUACAGUUACGACACCAGAGGUGGUCACGCAACGCUGGCGAAACAUUGGCAAGAUACAAGUCUCGAAUCGAGGGCGUUUUUCCGGACAAUGACGGAACCUUCCACCCUCAGUAUUGACAAUGUCGGCGAAAAGGACGAAGGGGAAUACAGAUGCAGAAUUGAUUAUCUCCGAUCACCGACAAGGAAUUCCAGAGUUACCUUGCAAAUCGUUGUUCCUCCUCAGAAACCCACGAUCAUAGAUGAAAAUGGUAAAGAGGUACCUACACUAGCAGGACCGUAUGGGGAAGGUGGUGACAUGAAACUAACCUGUAUAGUAUCCGGUGGCAAACCGGAUCCGGCGAUAAAGUGGUGGCGCGAGGGCAAACUCAUCGAAUCCACCGACACCCGAUCCGGUUUCGAAAAUGUCCGAUCCAAUCAGCUUAUCGUCCGCAACUUGCAGCGGUCCGAUCAACAUGCUGCUUUUACAUGCCAAGCCUCCAACAACAACAUCAGUCAGCCGGUGUCGGCUACCACGUCGAUAGAGAUAUACUUUCGACCCUUAACUGUGGAAAUAUUAAUCAGCAAUAAUCCGUUCUCCGCGGAUAGGAAAUACGAGCUUCCUUGCCAAACGUUCGGCUCAAGACCUCCGGCCAAAAUAACAUGGAUAAUGGAUGGCAAAGAAUUGAGCCCGCCCAAAUACAAUUCCAGUCAUGUGGAAUCCGACGAUGGAAACUCGACAACUUCAAUUCUCUCAUUCGUACCCACCCGGCUCGACAACGGGCGAUCGCUUACGUGUAGAGCAUCCAAUCAUCUGGUCCAAAAUGGCGUUGAGGAGCACACCGUGAAAUUGAACGUUUUCUAUGUGCCCAUUCUCCACCUGUCUCUGGGCUCCAACCUCAAUCCCGACGACAUAGAAGAGGGCGACGAUGUUUAUUUUGAAUGCAAAGUGAACGCCAAUCCUUGGGCAUACAAAGUACUCUGGAAGCACAACGGUCAAGUGAUGCAGGCCAACCAGAAGGGCGGCGUCAUCAUGAGCACGUUGGCGCUGGCCCUGCAAGGUGUGACCCGCAGCCAGGCGGGAAAUUACUCAUGUGUGGCCUCGAACGUCGAAGGAGAUGGAGACAGCAAUACUGUCGACCUGAAAAUUAUGUAUAAACCGAUUUGCCGUGCGGAUCAAAAGCGCAUUUACGGCGUGGCCAAAAUGGAGAAAGUGAAAGUCCUGUGCGAAGUGGAAUCGUAUCCGCCGCCAGACAAUUUCAAGUGGUUGUUCAACAACUCCGCCGAGUCCACGGAGGUUCCCUCGACCAAAUACAAAACCGGAUUGCAUCGCGCCACUUCCACCCUCAGCUAUAACCCCGUCACCGAAAUGGACUACGGCACUGUGAUGUGCUGGGCCAGCAAUUUGGCCGGCAAGCAGCAGGAGCCUUGUAUAUUUCACAUCAUUCCCGCUGGGAAACCGGAUUCGCCGUAUAAUUGCAGCAUUGUUAAUAUGACCAUCGACUCCUUGGAGCUCGAAUGCACCGAGGGUUAUGAUGGCGGUUUACCUCAGCAUUUCCUUUUGGAGAUAUACGAGUCUACUACAGGUGCCCUUUUAAACAACGUGUCGGCGAAGUUUCCCGUGUUUAUUGUAGGCGGAUUGGACUCAGGAAAAACACUAAAAAUGGUUGUUUACGCUGCCAAUUCUAAAGGAAGAAGCGACAAAGUGCAGUUGGACGGAUUCACAUUAAACGUAGCCGAGAAACAAACUGUGCUGUCGUUGGGAACUAAAAAUGAUGUGGAUUUGGCCCCCAUCCUCGGUAUUCUUGUGGGAAUCGUGACGGCCCUUCUACUAGUUACUGUAAUUAUACUAGGAGCUAUGAAAGUUCGAGCAGCGCGUCGCGAAGGCUCGCGGCCUCUUCGACCUGCAUUCUUCAGCGUCAAAAAAGAAGUUACAUUACCCUUGCGCUCGGAAUCGGAAGAAUUGUUCGACAAAGACGACAAAAAUCCUGACGUGAUACCAAACAAUAAAGAUUCCGACUACCAGCUAGGUUCGGCGUUGCAAACUCCCGGACUGAAUAAUUCAGUAACCUCUUCUUCUGAGUACGAAGCGGCGGCGGCGGCCGGGACGGCGGUGAAGCCCGGGGCGACGGCGACGGCGGCCGCCUCCCCCCAGCAGCCUUCGCUCGGACCCCUGCAGGAGGCAUACAUGGUGCGGGAGAGGGUUUAUCCGCCGCAACACGCUAAUAACGAAGUUACCUACGCGGAAUUAGCACACGCGAGACCCAACUCCCUUGAGCCCGUGAAAAACGGGGGCAACAGCCAAUACGGAGCCCUGCAAAACAGAGACGAUCUGACAAUUUACGCUCAAAUCGACCACACCAGGAGGCCGCCGGCGCCCGUCAAAACUUCCCCGAUGGUGUCGCCCGUUUCAGCCUUGUUUCCCCAAAAGCAAGGGAUCUAUCAUAGAGAAGUGGUGACUGUGAGAACGCCUUUGAUGGGAUGCCAGCAGGAAAGUUGUGUAUAAAGUGGCCGACGGGUAGUGUUUGUAAAUAAAGCAGGGAUUCGGAGGUGUUGGUGAUGCGUUUUGGCUGGCCAAAGGAGCGAGAUUGUAAGGUGUUCUUCGACUAACAGCAGGUGAAUCGUCUAAUAAAUAUUUGGUAAAUAUAAACAAAUAUUGGUUGAAUAUUUCUCACUUUUCGAGGCGUAUUAAUUACUGGACACGUCCCUUCGUUUUCGUAUCGAGUGUAAGUAAAUGUUUAAAAUCAUUAACUAAACAUUGACUAAUUAGUUUUUAACAUACACGUUUUUUUCACUAAAAAAGAAAGUAUGAAAUCUAAUUACUUAUUAAUGCUAAUAAAAUUUAUAAAUUGGCCUUUUAUAUUUACCAAAUAUUUAAAAAUUCUAAGAGGGAAAAUUCCAAAUAACCUACAUAAAUAGGUGUGAGUUUAGGUACAGAGUUGCAGGAAUAGUAAACGCGAAAAUGCAUAGGAAAAAUGGUUUUGUUUUGAACAAAAUCAUAUUUUGAUUUGGAGUGAUUUUGACAUAAUUUAUAUUUUAAGAAAUCAAAAAUUAUGUCCAUUAGAUUUACUAAAAAAUAUAAAGUCGAACUUUCUUUUCUUUUUGCAAACAUUUUGGGUACAGUAAAGUUUAUUCAUCAUCAAUUAAUAUAAUAACAAAUAGUGAAAUUAUCUACUAAAAGUAUUGUAACAAAUAAUUUUUUCAACUGGUAAGGCAAUGUUAAAAAAACCCAAAUUAAUUUGGGUUAUUGAAUCUUUAUUAUUCACAGGUAAUUAACCCGUAAUGGAUUUAUAAUAUCCAACCUUAAUAAAAAUCCUGUUAUUCCCUCCUUAUUCUAAGCAAUUUGUUAUCUAUACUUUUUCGAUCACAAUUUGUAAAUUUGGUACACGUAGGUACCUAUAAUAAUUCUAAUCAUUGGACCCUUUGACCAUAUUUUUCUCUACAAUAUGCUCGUUUUGAUGUGAUACCUAUAUGUGUAAUGUACAAUGAUUGUAUAUAAAAUAGUAUAUAAUACACACGACAUUCAAAUUCUUAUGUAUGGCAUAUCUAGAAUGAUAUAACCGAAGACAAUAUUCAUGAUGUUUGAAUUCAUCAAAUCUUUUCAUCAUACUACAUAUCUUCAUACUUAAUAUAAUAAAUAAUAUAUUUAUUUAGAAGUUAAGUUUGUACUUGUACUAACCUUUUGGGAUGUUAAUUAAAUUCACAACUUCAACAUACAUAUUUUCAAAAAUUAAAGUAACAAAUUUUUACCGAAAAGCUCGUAUAAUUUCCAUUACGAGUUUAAAUAAUUCAUGAGCAUAUCAUGGAAUCGUAUGACCCAGUUUCUUCCAAUUGUUUCCAUAUCUUCUAGACAAGAAAUUAAAUGUGUAACACACUCGUAUAGUGUAAAAAUGUUUUCUAGUCAUGAAAUUUACCAAAUUUUACAUGUAAUUAAUAUAUAGUAUAAAUUGUUAAUAUUAACUGUUUUAUAAGUACCUAAAUAUACUUUUUAUAGACUGAUUCUAAAACAAGAAACGUAAAUUAUCAUAACGAAUACUCAUUGUAUAUGUAUAUUGCGGUAUAUACGAAUUAAAGUGGCUUCAAACAAGGUUUGCAUAUUGAGUGAGUCUUUAGUAAUUAAUUAAAUCAGGCAGAAACUUAAUUUUGAGCCACUUUAGUGUCUGAUACUAUUAACACAAUUUUGUAAAGUAUGUAUAUACACAAUUUUUUCGAAACGUUAUUUUAAUCAAUGUGAUGAUGGUUACUUCUGUGAAAACGGAGAUUUAACGAAAGGAAAUCUUCAAUAUCGACACCUUCAAUGUUUAAAACUAUUAAGACCUAUGUAAUUGCUG
Molecule: messenger RNA, 4850 nt
Organism: Phyllotreta striolata
Lineage: Eukaryota; Metazoa; Arthropoda; Insecta; Coleoptera; Chrysomelidae
Source: the annotation of a GenBank genome assembly